AACCUGAAGAAGAAAAUGAAAGGAAGACAAAGCCUAACUCUAACAUGCACCACCGCCAUUGCAGCCUUGAUCUUCAGCCUCAUCCUCUCUCUUUGCUUAGCUCUCGCUGAAAUCCCACAAGAACCCACCAUACUCCAAGUCACAGAUAAUCUAAUCCCAACCUUAAAUAGGAAAUUCUCAAGAAAUUACAUUCACAAAGAGUUCCAAGUUUUCGUGGAAAAGUAUGGGAAGAACUACUCCACAAGGGAGGAGUACAUGCACCGCCUUGGGAUCUUCGCAAAGAACUUGAUCAGGGCUGCCGAGCACCAGGUACUUGAUCCCAUGGCUGUGCAUGGGGUUACACAGUUCUCUGAUCUGUCAGAGGAGGAAUUUGAGAGGCUUUACACUGGGGUGAAGGGCGGCAUGGGGGCGGCGGCGCCACGGUUGAUGGAUGGUGUUGGGAAGGAAGCAGAGAUGGUGGAGGUUGAUUGGUUGCCUGAGAGUUUUGAUUGGAGAGAGAAGGGAGCUGUAACUGAGGUCAAGAUGCAGGGCGCAUGUGGAUCAUGUUGGGCUUUUAGCACCACAGGGGCUAUUGAAGGAGCGAAUUUUGUAGCAACCGGGAAGCUUUUAAGUCUAAGUGAACAACAGCUUGUAGAUUGUGAUCAAAUGUGUGAUGUAAAGGAUAAGACUGCAUGUGACAAUGGUUGCAGUGGAGGCCUCAUGACGAAUGCCUAUAAGUAUUUGAUCGAGUCAGGGGGUUUAGAGGAUGAGAAUUCAUACCCAUAUACAGGGAGACGUGAAGACUGCAAAUUCAAACCAGAAAAAGUUGCUGUUAAAGUUGUGAAUUUUACUAAUAUCCCCAUUGACGAAAACCAAAUUGCAGCGAAUUUAGUCCUUCACGGUCCUUUAGCUGUCGGGUUGAAUGCUUUCUUCAUGCAAACCUACAUUGGUGGUGUCUCAUGUCCAAUAAUUUGUGACAAGAGAUGGAUCAACCAUGGAGUUUUACUUGUGGGGUAUGGAGCAAAGGGCUUCUCCAUUCUCAGGUUUGGCUAUCAGCCCUAUUGGAUCAUCAAGAAUUCAUGGGGCAAAAGGUGGGGAGAACAUGGUUAUUAUCGCCUUUGCCGGGGCCAUGCUAUGUGUGGAAUUAACACAAUGGUCUCAGCAGUAGCAACUAAAGUCUACUAA
Theobroma umbraticum is the source of this 1164-nucleotide messenger RNA. RefSeq names its product putative cysteine protease RD19D. The record is from RefSeq and is a predicted model, not a curated record. Gene Ontology annotation, biological process: proteolysis. Gene Ontology annotation, molecular function: cysteine-type peptidase activity. Lineage: Eukaryota; Viridiplantae; Streptophyta; Magnoliopsida; Malvales; Malvaceae.